AAGCUUCUCCUCGCGAGAGACUCCGCUCUCAUGCUCGCUGCCGGGGUCGGAGGUCAGAGCGAGCGUCUCGCGGGCCAUAAGAGGAAAAUGGCGGUAGAGUCGCGCGUUACCCAGGAGGAAAUUAAGAAGGAGCCGGAGAAGCCGAUCGAUCGGGAGAAGACUUGUCCGCUGCUCCUGCGCGUCUUCACCACCAACAACGGCCGCCACCACCGAAUGGACGAGUUCUCCCGCGGCAACGUGCCGUCCAGCGAGCUGCAGAUCUACACCUGGAUGGAUGCAACCUUGAAAGAACUGACUAGUUUAGUAAAAGAAGUCUAUCCAGAAGCUAGAAAGAAGGGCACACACUUCAAUUUUGCAAUUGUUUUUACAGAUCUUAAAAGACCUGGCUAUCGAGUAAAGGAGAUUGGCAGCACCAUGUCUGGGAGGAAGGGGACUGAUGAUUCCAUGACUCUGCAGUCGCAGAAGUUCCAAAUAGGAGAUUAUUUGGACAUAGCAAUCACCCCUCCAAAUCGGGCACCUCCUUCGGGGCGCAUGAGACCAUAUUAAAUUGUAUUUACUGUUUCUUGAAUUAGUUUUCAUUCAGUAAUGUAAAAUAACCUUUUUUCAUCCCUUCAUUUUUGCCAUUAAGCCUUUAAACAAAUUGUGAUUCAUCUAUUUAGGAAUUAGGUUUGGCUGUGUUAUGGUAUGAAUAUUAAUGGAGUCCAUAUGUUUCAAAUCCUGUAAAAUAUGAAGAAAAGUGCUCUUAGCAUUCAAUGUAAAACUGUAUUGUUAAAUAUAUGUGUGCAGUCAA
Manis pentadactyla (Chinese pangolin) is the source of this 790-nucleotide messenger RNA. It is a transcript of the gene SAP18, whose product is annotated as Sin3A associated protein 18. The record is from RefSeq and is a predicted model, not a curated record. Gene Ontology annotation, molecular function: transcription corepressor activity; transcription factor binding. Bases 31 to 546 code for a protein of 171 amino acids. The transcript is spliced from 4 exons. NCBI's taxonomy places the organism in Eukaryota, Metazoa, Chordata, Mammalia, Pholidota, Manidae. Gene Ontology annotation, biological process: negative regulation of DNA-templated transcription. Gene Ontology annotation, cellular component: nucleus.